Molecule: messenger RNA, 2169 nt
Organism: Tinamus guttatus (white-throated tinamou)
Lineage: Eukaryota; Metazoa; Chordata; Aves; Tinamiformes; Tinamidae
Source: RefSeq, a predicted model, not a curated record
GAGACGAAGGGCAGAGUGGAGAUGGGCAGCAGACCGUGCAGCCAUCGUCAGCCGCUGGAAUUGGCUCCAAGCCCACGUCUCAGACCUGGAAUACCGAAUCCGGCAGCAAACGGAUAUUUACAAGCAGAUCAGAGCCAAUAAGGGGCUCAUAGUCCUCGGUGAAGCAUCGCCCCCCGAUCCUGCGGUAGAUGACGCGUCCCGUCCUCUUAGUGCUGAAGUUAAGCUGGAGCCUGGGGCUGAGCGGCUGGGCAUCUCUGGAUCCCAGCCAUUGGAGAACCUGGGUGUUUCUGCUGCAAAUAUUCCUGAAUCCCAUCCCGCCAAGCCCUGUGGAGCACCGAGACCCGUCAAUGGAGUUAUUAACACUCUGCAGCCUGGCCUGGCAGAACACGCUCAGGGAGACGGCCCGGAGGCCGAGGAGCUCUUGCAUAAAAAGCAACGACUGACCAUGGCUUCCUCGUCUUUGGACGGAACGUGCGUAGCGGCGCGCACGCGCCCAGUCCUGAGCUGCAAGAAGCGACGGCUUGUUCGACCGAGCAGCAUUAUGCCCCUUUCCAAAAAGAUCCAUCGUAACAGCCUGGCGCGAUGUAGCUGCGACGUGAACCCUUCCUGUGCCCUCUGCGGCACUCGGAGCUCCACGACGCUGGAAAUCCAGUACGAUGCCCCCCUGCUGGAGCGCCUCUCCCAGCUGGACUCAUGCAUUCAUCCUGUCCUCUCAUUCCCUGACGAUGUGCCGACAAGCCUGCACUUCCAGAGCAUGUUGAAAUCUCAGUGGCAGAACAAACCCUAUGAGAAAAUUAAAGCUCCCAAAAAGCUCUCGCUCAAGCACAGAGCCCCCAUGCCGACCAGCAGCCUGUCUGACCCUGCUCGCAAGGACCGCCACAAGCUGGUGAACUCAUUCUUCACUGCAGCCAAGCGCUCCCAUCAAAAAAUCCAACCAGACAAGGCACACAGGCCGCCCUUAGACGAUUUUACGGCCGUGUCCAAGGCCGAGAGAGCGCCAGAGCGCUCCCUUGUCCAGCCUCCUGCCUGUGACAAAAAGCGCGUGCGAGACUGCUCAUCAGAGAGGAGUGAAGUGUUGAAGCAUCACGCAGACAUCGGUGGCCCCAGCUACUUGGCGGCGGCUGCGACCCCCACGCCCCACAGCCCCGUCGCGCGGCAGCUGUCCUCGGAAAGCUCUGCCUCUGCCAGCACCAGCUCCCAGGGCGCCUCCAACGCAGCCCAGCCGAGGAGGAGGAGAGGCGAAAGCUCCUUCGAUAUCAAUAACAUCGUCAUCCCGAUGUCCGUCGCUGCGACCACUCGCGUAGAGAAGCUGCAGUACAAAGAGAUCCUCACGCCCAGCUGGCGCGAGGUCGAUAUCGGCGCCCUGAAGGCGAGCGGGGACGAGGACGGCGAGGAGGUUGAGGACUUGUCCGACGCGGCCUUCGCCGCCCGGCACGGCAAGUGCGAGGAGAUGGAGCGUGCGCGGUGGCUCUGGAGCACCAGCGUGCCGCCGCAGCGGAGCGGCCGCAGGGACCCAUCCUCCCCUCUCAGGUCUUACAGGUCGACGGACGGACGGACGACCCCUCAGCUGGGGAACCCCUCGACGCCGCAGCCGGCGUCCCCGGACGUGGGCAGCUGCCACGCGCACGCGGAGCUGUCGCACACGUACUCGCCGCGCAGCCCCAGCAGCCCCGAGCUGCUCUCCGCCCCCCUCACGCCCCUGUCGCGGGACAUGCGGCUCCUGUCCAGCGAGGACACCCGCUGCUCCACGCCCGAGGCCGACGAGCAGGCCGUGCAGCCCUGGGAGCGACGCACCUUCCCGCUGUCGUACGACCCCAGGACAGAGUGCGAGGACCAAUGCGACCCCCAAGACCGGUCGUCGCGCUGCACCCGGCGCACGUCGGGCAGCAAAUCCUGCCGGGAGCCCGAGGGCCCGUCUGCCUCGUCCCCCGCGGCCGCCCUCAAGAGCCGGCACCCGCUGGCGGCCCCCUCUGCCUCCUGCUCCACAGCGGUGCCGCGGCCGGCGCCCAGAUAGAGACGCACGGGGAGACAGCAGCAAAACCAACACACAGAACUAACUCUUGGCAUUAAAGCUUCCAAAAUCUGCGUUUGAUAUUCAAACAUCCUGCCGGGAAUUUUCACAGUUUUUAGUGAAUUUAAGGAGUUUAGAAACUGUUUUUCUUUUCUGUU